AUGGCGGGCGCUCCGGGGCCAAGCGAGACACCUGCGCGGUCCGACCCCGAGGAGCUCACCGGCGCGAGCGGCUGGCGCUGCAGAGAGCACGGCGACCGCUUGGCCGAACUCUACUGUCGCCGCUGCCGCCGCUGCGUGUGCACGCUGUGCCCAGUGCUGGGCGCGCAUCGCGGCCACCCUGUGGGCCUGGCGAAGGAGGAGGCCGCGCGCGUGCAGAGUCUCACCCAAGAAUCAUUAAGGCAGUUGGCAACCAAGAAGGAGCAGCAAGAUGGCAACAUAGCCCAAAUAGAAGAGGCUAGAGAAAAACUCAAGGCUCAUGCAGAGUCAAGUAAAGCCUGGCUGACCUCGAAAUUUACCGAACUCAGACUACUACUUGAUGAGGAAGAAGUGCUGGCCAAGAAAUUCAUUGAUAAAAACACUGAGCUUGCCGUCCAGGAGUAUAGGGACCGAAUCUACUCUUGUGAGAAGCAAAUUGACAUCAUUAAUGACCUCUCCAACAGGGUCUGGUGUAUCAGCCAGGAGCCAGAUCCAGUACAGCUGCUGCAGAAGUACACAGCCACUGAGCGGGAGCUGCAGCAGCAGAUGCGCCUGGGCGAGCUGUGCUACCCCAAGCCUGUCUCCUUUGAGCCUAUCAAGAGCUUCUUUAAGGGCCUAGCGGAAACCAUGCAAAGCGUGUUACAGACGCCCCUGGAAGUUCGCCUUAAGGAAAACCUGAACUGCCGGCUCCUGGGCUCCUCCAGCGUCAAGCCAGGUUCCUUGUUGAAAACAAGCCCUCCUCCAGAGCGCCAGCUCUUCUUAAAGUACGCGCGCACGCCCACGCUGGACCCGGACACGAUGCACGCGCGCCUGCGCCUCUCGCCCGACCGCCUGUCCGUGUACUCCGGCCUGCUGGGCUGCCUGGGGCCCACGGCCACACUGCGCUUCGACAAGCUGUGGCAGGUGCUGGGUAGGGACAGCUUCGCCGCCGGCCGCCACUACUGGGAAGUGGACCUGCAGGAGGCGGGCAUCGGCUGGUGGGUGGGUGCGGCUUACGGCUCCUUGCGACGCCGCGGGGACACGGCCGCUGCCCGCCUGGGCUGCAACCGCCAGUCCUGGUGCCUCAAGCGCUAUGACCUCGAGUACUGGGCCUUUCACGACUGCCAGCGCAACCGGUUGCGGCCCCGCCAGGACCUGGAUCGGCUUGGUGUCUUUCUGGAUUACGAGGCUGGCAUCCUCUCCUUCUACGACGUGAUGGGCGGCAUGAGCCACAUGCACACCUUCCGUGCCUCCUUCCAGGAACCACUGUAUCCAGCCCUGCGGCUGUGGGAAGGGGCCAUCAGCAUCACCCGGCUGCCCUAGGGGCCGGAGGGACUGGAGUGAGGUCCUGGGCCCUUCGCUGCUCUGAUCUCACCAGACCCAGCCAUGGCUGGCCCACUGUCUACUCUGUGUGCCCUUCUCCCAUCAGCCCCUCUGCGGCACCGCCAUGCUGUGUGUUUUGGAUGGUACCUCUCCUAGGCUGGUUUCAAACAGCUUCUUUGCUGCUGCUUGUUCAUUGGACCUCCCCCCCGGGACCACCACCAGAGCACUUAACUGCACUGCCUUUGGUAGGAUUCCUGAAAACCCACAGUCCAAGCGCACCUGACCAUAUUAGAAUUCACAUCUUCAGCCUUGGACCUUCUCCCUUACACAGCACAGUAGCUCCUGGCACAUGAUAGGCACAUGGUAAAUAUGUGGCUGAAGAGAAGCAACUGGUCCAGACCCUUCUUCCUAGCUCUUGGAGGAGCCUCCUGCCUUCCACUUCAGCUUGUCCUUGUCACCUUCAGAGCCUCUUAAGCCUCUUGACCUGACCCCUCACGCCUUCUCAUCCUUUACCCCAGAACCAGAGGGAUCUGCCUAAAACUUAAUCUCUCAACUCUCAAGAGGUUCCCAAGGAUAACAGGGUCAAAAAAACAAGCACCUUACCCUAGCAUUCAAGUCUUUUCUAGUCUGCCCCCAACUUCUAUCCUCAUUUUGCUCCUAUUGCUCUUUUCAGAGACAGUCUGACCAGAAUUGUGUCUCACAUAGGUCCAUCUCUACACCUUUCCUUUACACUAUCCCCUGGCCAUGCCCCUCCCCCCAAACAUUUAUUACAGGAAAGUCCUUUCUUCUCUUUGCCUGUCUCAGUCUUCCCAAGCCUCAAGAAUCUUCCUCUCUGCCAGAGUCACAAAUCUGAGACCUGUCUUUCCAACUAGACUAGAAGCUUUCUAAGGCAUCUAUUAGAUACUAUAGUACCCUCCCCCACCCUGAAAAUUUCCUAAUAUCCCUUUUAUCCCAGGCAGUGAGUGAGUGACCAGCAGUGGUCUCUUCUUGACUCACAGACAGCUGAGCCUCACAAAAGGGCCUCAGAUCACCCAGCCUGACCUUAUUAUACGUCUGGAAGACAAAGGCCCUGAAAAAGAGUUGCUUUAAGUCACCAGGUGACUGAGGGGCUGCACCAUGCCCAGCCUCCUGGGAAGUCUGAUUAGCCCUUCAGGUCCAGCUUUCAAGCUGCAAGAUUGUCCUGUUUAUUUCUCAGGGGAUGUUGGGAAGAAAUCAGCAGGUGGCCGUUGCUAAGCAAUGACAGUUUUUCCAACUGUCUUGGAACCAAAAGGAGAGGAGCCAUGGUGGGGUUUGGGCAGCCCCGACAUCCUCUUGCUCCUCAAACCCCUUAGAUCUAGAUGUUGCCAAAAAAAACCCAGAGAGCCUUGUUUUCUAAAAAGAAGUGACAGAAAUGGAGAAGUCCAAACCAGUAAGAGCUUACUGGCAGCCUGCUCCCCUAGCAAGGAGGGAGAGGCUUCUUUCCAGGAUCUUUGCCUCAGUUCUGAAGAUUCAAAAUCCCAACUUGUCAAAUUCUCUAGGCAGUUUUGAAGUCAUGCUGUGUUAAAGCAUCCUCAUAGGUGCAACGGUAGGGUGAGAAAAAUCCCCCUCGUGGCUUAAACUGACUCAAGGUGCAUUCAUUAACUUGAACUAUAUAUAAAACUGCCAAUUUCCAAUAGUUUUUGACCUAAAAAUGGUCCUUUCAUAUGGAGCAAUGUAACACAAGUAGAAUACUCAAAAGUGCCUUUGGUUCUAACCAAGUAAUUUAAAACUCUAGCUGAAUAAAUGCCUAAGCACUGUGCUCCAAGAAUCCUGAGAAAAGGAAAAUUAAUUCUCCUGGGGAUGCCCCAGAGCUGAAUUCUGACUGCAGACGACAGUCCUGACGGAGGAAGAUGGGUACGCUUGACCCCACGUCUCUCUCUAUUCCUGAAAACCAACAGUUGCUCCCACAGCUGCAGAGCCCAAGUAGUACGAGCACUUGCUCUUUGGGCAGAUGCUAUCCUAAUGCUUUACAACUGUUAACUCAUUGGAUCCUCACAUCAUCCCUGAGAGGCAGAAGGUUAUUCCAGCUCUACAUGUGGCAAAAUUGAGACUCAGAAUGAGUAACUUGCCCAAGGUCACACAGCUAACAAUGGAGCUGGGGUCCGCAUACAUGUCCGCCAGGCAGUACUGUUGAGGUGAAUGCAGCCUGACUGGCCAGCGCCUGCUCACUCUGACCCUUGUCCCCUCUAGAUGGGCCUGUCAUGCUUUGUUUUUGCCUGGUCACUCUGGGGCUUCGGUCUACCUUUGUAGUACCUGCCCUACCUUCCUAGGGCUCUGAGAUGAGGUCUUCCACCAGAUAGGAAUUUGUUUUCCACGUGCCAGAGACUGAGCUAAUCUAUAAAGGAUAAAAAAUUAACUUUUAUCAAAUGCCUACAUGGUGCCAAGGCCUGAACUAGCCAGAAAACUGCAAUUUUGGCCCACAAUCAUGAGUUCAGGCUACUCAUCUUUCACUUCUUGGAGCAUCAUCUGUUGGGGGGUGGGGGCAUAAUUCCAGCACUAUGAGGCUUGAACUAGCCAAAGAAUGUGAACCUGCCUUUAAAAGUCUACUGUGCCUCCUUAUACGUGUUUUUCUAAUAAAGCAUGAGUACUGUCCUUGCCAAUCAUGUUCUUGGAAGUUCAUGGUGCCUCACUCAGGUACACAGCACCCAGGCUGGGAUGGGGCUGCUGAUGAGGAGGGGUGAGCAUGAGCACAGCCACAGGUUUGAGUCCCCUAGGUCCUGCUCAGAAGCCUUCCAUGGCUCCCCAGUGCCUACAGAAUUAAGUUCUAAUUCAACAGACUCUUAAGCUCUUCCUUCUUGGCUCCCAUGACUCCUGUGCCUGCCUCCCACACCUCUGGGUAAACAUUUCAGCGAUUCACACAUAUGGGGUACUGUUGGUGAAGGUGCCUAUACCCAGUAGG
Messenger RNA from Talpa occidentalis (Iberian mole), 4255 nucleotides. RefSeq names its product tripartite motif containing 14 (gene TRIM14). The coding region runs from base 1 to 1338 and encodes 445 amino acids. Gene Ontology annotation, biological process: innate immune response. NCBI's taxonomy places the organism in Eukaryota, Metazoa, Chordata, Mammalia, Eulipotyphla, Talpidae. Gene Ontology annotation, molecular function: protein binding; zinc ion binding. The record is from RefSeq and is a predicted model, not a curated record. The transcript is spliced from 6 exons.